Cheilinus undulatus (humphead wrasse) is the source of this 970-nucleotide messenger RNA. RefSeq names its product transmembrane p24 trafficking protein 6 (gene tmed6). NCBI's taxonomy places the organism in Eukaryota, Metazoa, Chordata, Actinopteri, Labriformes, Labridae. Gene Ontology annotation, cellular component: Golgi apparatus; endoplasmic reticulum; endoplasmic reticulum-Golgi intermediate compartment. Bases 62 to 811 code for a protein of 249 amino acids. The transcript is spliced from 4 exons. The record is from RefSeq and is a predicted model, not a curated record. Gene Ontology annotation, biological process: endoplasmic reticulum to Golgi vesicle-mediated transport; Golgi organization; intracellular protein transport.
AUCAUUUCUGAUCUCUCCUCAGAAACGUUCAUUUAGAGAGCACCUCUCAGUUCUAUCAGACAUGUUUUACGGGAUUUCCUCUGUGUUUUUCAUUCUCGUAUUCGGGGGCCUCGUUCACGGCGGGCCCCUGACGGACCCUCACCCUAACAUCACAGACCAGGAGCUGUUCUGGGGGGCUGACCAGUACGACUUCGCCGUGGUGCUUCGAGCGUCAGGGUUGGAGUGUUUCUGGCACUUCGCUCACCAUGGAGAAACUUUCUACCUCAACUUCAUGGUUCAGUGGGUGACAGGAGUCGGCCAUGACAGACACCUGUCAGUCGCUGUGAACGCUCCCAGCGGUCUGUUGGUUUCCACGGCCGAUGAGGCGAAGGGUCAGAUCAGCUUUGAGGCCAAAGAGACAGGUUUCUAUCAGAUGUGCUUCAGCAACUUCCACAACCGUUUCGGCUCCAUGCAGGUCUUCAUGAGCUUCGGCGUUUACUACGAUGGAUUCCAGGAUCAGGCCAAUCAGAAAGAGGAGGAGAAGAAGAAGAGGGAGGAGGCAAACGCAGAGCUGAACAACACACUGAGCUUCAUCGAGCAAUCGUGUCACAGAGUGGAGAACUCUGUGUUCCACGUGUUUCGCUUCUACAGCUUCAGCCGCAUGAGGAAGAGCGCCGACUACUACCUGCUUCUGUCCAACUCUUCCUACAUCAGCUGGUGGUCCACGGCCCUCAGCCUCCUCAUCGUCACCUCGGGGUACCUGCAGCUCAUGUUCCUCAAAAGACUCUUCGUCAGCCGGACGAGCACGGAGGAGGAGAAGCCCCGCUGCUGACAGACUCACAGAAACAACAGUCUGUAUAAAGCGAAUUAAUCUGUGUGCUGGUUUUAGGAGCCAUGAAGGACGCUGACAGGCUGGGCUGGCUUUUCUCUGGGGUUGAACUUGAAUGCUUAGAUGUAUUUACACAGUAUGAAUAAAAGUUGCUGUGCCAUG